Molecule: messenger RNA, 890 nt
Organism: Gracilinanus agilis (Agile Gracile Mouse Opossum)
Lineage: Eukaryota; Metazoa; Chordata; Mammalia; Didelphimorphia; Didelphidae
Gene: PDF
Product: peptide deformylase, mitochondrial
Exons: 2
Coding region: 1-702 (233 amino acids)
Biological process (GO): peptidyl-methionine modification; N-terminal protein amino acid modification
Cellular component (GO): mitochondrion
Molecular function (GO): peptide deformylase activity
Source: RefSeq, a predicted model, not a curated record
AUGGGUCGGCCGUGGGAGAAGUUACUGGCACUGGCACGGGGCAGCGGCGGCGCGGGCCCGUGGGUGGCUGGCUCUGCGCCUCCCCCCGAGGGCCCAGUGCUCCGCCGCUCGUGGGUCCGCGCCGUGCGACGUUGGCUGCUGCGACCGCCCGAGCCGCCGUACACGCGCGUGUGCCAGGUGGGCGAGCCAGCGCUGCGAGCCGUGGCGGCGCCUGUGGAUCCGGCCCAGCUGGCGGGGCCUGAGAUGCAGGCGCUGAUUGCACGCCUGGUGCGCGUGAUGCGCGCGCAGGGUGCCGUGGGACUAAGCGCGCCGCAACUUGGGGUGGCGCUCCAGGUGCUCGCAGUGGAGUUCCCGGAGCGCCUCCUCCUCACCUACCCGCACGCCGUACGCCAGGCUCGCCGCAUGGUCCCCUGCCCGCUGCGCGUGUUUGUGAACCCGCGUGUUCGCGUGCUCGACACCCGCCUCGACUCCUUCCCCGAAGGCUGCCUCAGCGUGGCCGGCUUCUUGGCGUGCGUGCCGCGCUGGCGGGCUGUGGAAAUCGAAGGGUUGAAUGAAAAUGGAGAAUCUGUGGUGUGGCAGGCCAGUGGGUGGCCUGCCCGGAUUAUACAGCAUGAAAUGGACCACUUGCAAGGCUGUCUCUUCAUUGACAAAAUGGACAGCAAGACUUUUAUAAAUGUACGGUGGAUGGAAGUAAAUGAUUGAAGUCCUCAGCUCCAAAGCUAAUUCUGAAAAGAGCAUCUUCCAGGAUCCAUAACUUUGGGCCAGCCAUGUUUGAAUUGAAGUUAAUGAUGUGCUUGGCUUAACAUCACAGCGCUCAGCCAGACUGUGCCAUGUAAUUUAUGUCCUGAUUCAAGAAACAUCUAUAAUAAAAUUAAUGCUGGGGCAAAAUA